UCUCGUCGACCUGUGGUUCCCCGUGGCCGGAUGUGAUCGUACGGAGCUGGUGGGUCCUCUGCUCGUCCAACUGUUUCAGCAACGAGCAUGGCCGAAGAUGUGGGCACUCUGCUUCAGAAAGGCCUCUCCGAAUGGUGGAACGAGGAAACCGAGUACGUUUUCCAAAGGAUCGAAAGAUGGGCCGCGUACGCGAGAGGAUACAAUCGUUUGAGGUCGCAGAGACUGUCCAGAGGACGGAUGACCAUGCAGGGGGGCCAGGAGCCUCGGUGGAGCAUCUCCUCCAAUAAACUGAUCAUCGACGACGUCUCGUGGAAUCCCCGUUUCCACGCGAUGAAGAAGUCCCGACGGAAGUCUCGACCGGAGGAGACAAAGAUCAAUUGCUGCGGCACGUUCAACUACCAAUCGAACAGCAACCUGGACAGCAACUGCCUGGAAACGUACAGGUACGACCACAGUAUCUACUUCAAGACGAUUGGUGAUAUUAAGAACAGCAAGAGGGACGCUGGCGAUAUUAAGAACGAGCAGGACAGGAUCUCCAUCAGCAGCGAGGAACUCGUGGAAUGGGACGUGAACUCUGUGUCGGACUUCAUCGCCAACCAGCUGAUGGAGGAUGGCCUCAGCGACAAUAUCACGAGUAUCUUUGCCUCCACGAGUGCUGCACAAGACGAGGAUGGGAUCGAUUCGGUUACCUGGACGAACGUGAAUUUGACCAAGCUCAAUUUGAACGAGGUCGACGCCACUGUGCCCGCCAUUGACGAGCAGAACAACGAGAACAACUUGACGGUGUCUGAGAUCGAAGAGGAACGCAAUAACAACUACAUCGAAGAGAAAAACGAGUAUCUGAGGAAUCAAGAAACACGAUUGAAUUAUGGCACCGAGAGUGAAAAUAAUAGCAAAGGGUCGCAGAACCGAGACAGAUCCAAAACGCUCCUGGACGUUCGAAGGACCAGAAGAACGUCCAAAAAAGUGAAACAAUCCCCCAUAGUGGGCGAUAACGAUGUAAUCUGGCCGAGUAUUUUGCUGAAUUAUACCAAAAACAUCGAUCCCGCCAUUUCUUCCCGUUACUGCAUAUCGCAAAAAUAAAUUUUCGUUCUAAAUUUGUGUGAUAUAAAAAUUAUUGAAAUCAUCGAAAAAAUGGGGGAUUCUAGAGGCCAAAACAAGACGAAAAUCAAGAAUACCAAUUUUUCAAUUGAGGCUUCGUUUAAAAGUUAUGAACGUUUAUAGUUGCGCCUGUGAGACGGGACCCGUGCGCGCUGCACACUU
Messenger RNA from Colletes gigas, 1263 nucleotides. RefSeq lists its product as uncharacterized. The coding region runs from base 88 to 1083 and encodes 331 amino acids. The record is from RefSeq and is a predicted model, not a curated record. Lineage: Eukaryota; Metazoa; Arthropoda; Insecta; Hymenoptera; Colletidae. The transcript has a single exon.